This is a messenger RNA of Rhododendron vialii, 1980 nucleotides long. RefSeq names its product laccase-14-like. The record is from RefSeq and is a predicted model, not a curated record. Gene Ontology annotation, molecular function: copper ion binding; hydroquinone:oxygen oxidoreductase activity. Gene Ontology annotation, biological process: lignin catabolic process. Gene Ontology annotation, cellular component: apoplast. The transcript is spliced from 6 exons. Bases 68 to 1771 code for a protein of 567 amino acids. Lineage: Eukaryota; Viridiplantae; Streptophyta; Magnoliopsida; Ericales; Ericaceae.
GGCCUUCUGAGGAUGGCUGUGAUCACCGUAUAAGCUAUCAGUUUUUAGAAGUAGCGAGGGGGUAAAAAUGGAGUUGACGAAAAGUUUGAAGUUGGAGCUCUUAGGGUUUUUCCUUUUGAAUGUGUUUGUCCUUUCCAUGGCUAAAACGACAGUCCGUCCCAUCAACUGGGUUCUGAAUGAAACAACAUAUACAAGGCUAUGUAGCUCAAAGAAGAUCUUGACAGUCAAUGGAUUGUUUCCAGGGCCUACUUUGUAUGUCCGAAAGGGUGAUAGGUUGGCUGUUAAUGUUCAAAACCAAGGGAAAUACAAUGUCACCAUUCAUUGGCACGGAGUAAAGCAGCCAGGAAAUCCAUGGUCAGAUGGGCCGGAGUAUAUUACACAAUGUCCAAUCAAACCGGGUGCAAAUUUCACUUAUGAGAUCUUAUUCUCAACCGAAGAAGGUACACUUUGGUGGCACGCUCACAGUGAUUGGUCUCGAGCAACGGUCCAUGGCCCCAUUGUUGUAUACCCUGAAAUUGGAACAAGCUACCCUUUUCCCAAGCCUGAUGCAGAGUUUUCUAUUGUUUUGGCAUCGUGGUUUAAGGGAGAUGUAAUGCAGAUAAUUGAAAGUGCACUUAUAGGCGGAGGCGAAACAAACAAGUCAGAUGCUCUCACCAUUAAUGGCCAACCGGGUGAUCUAUACAAUUGUUCCAAAUCCGGGACGUUCCAAAUACUGGUAAAUUAUGGAAAGAGUUAUCUUCUUCGUGUCAUCAACUCAAUUAUGAACGAAGAAGUGUUCUUUUCGGUGGCUCAGCAUAAUUUCACAGUCGUUGGAAUGGAUGGAGCAUACAUCAAACCCAUAGGAACUAAUUACAUCUUCAUAACCCCUGGACAAACCAUGGACAUCUUAAUGACUGCAAACAAGUCCCCAAGCUACUAUUACAUGGCAGCUAGAGCCUAUGUCGCUGUUGUAUAUGAUAACACGACUACAACUGCGAUCGUGAAAUACAUUGGAAAUUAUACACCCCCAUCGACGCCAGCAUUUCCUAGUAACCUUCCAAAUUACACUGACAUCAAUGCUGUAACAAAUUUCACCAAACUGAUUAAGGCCCUGGCUAAUGGGGACUAUCCGAUUAAUGUCCCCCAAAAAGUUGAUACCCAACUUUUCAUUACGAUUUCAGUGGGUUCGAUUCCGUGCCCUAAUGAUUCAUGUGACGGACCAAAUGGGUCAAGGCUCGCUGCAAGCUUGAACAACGUAAGUUUUCAGACGCCUGCGGUUGAUUUAUUGCAAGCAUAUUAUAGGCAAAUCGGAGGGAUUUACACGACCGACUUUCCAAGCGUGCCGCCUUACUUCUUCAAUUUUACAGCUGAUGAGAUGCCUGAUAACGUUUUAAUACCAUCGACGGGGACUAAAGUGAAAGUCUUGGAGUUUAAUUCAAAUGUGGAGAUAGUAUUUCAGGGGACUAAUGUAUUAAGUGCAGCUGAGAACCAUCCAAUGCAUUUACAUGGCUUUAGCUUUUAUCAUGUUGGAUCUGGUUUUGGGAAUUUUGAUAAUAAUACAGAUCCAAAAGGGUACAAUUUGAAAGACCCACCUGAGAUAAACACGGUUGGGGUGCCCAAGAAUGGAUGGGCUGCAGUCAGAUUCAAAGCUGAUAAUCCAGGAGUGUGGUUCAUGCAUUGUCACUUAGAAAGACAUUCUAGCUGGGGAAUGGAUAUGGCAUUUAUUGUGAAGAACGGGACCACCAGAAAAACAAGCAUUCGGAGGCCCCCGCGUUACUUGAACCCUUGCUAAUCAAUUUCUCCGAUCUGAGAAAGCUUGCUAGUAAUCCAAUUUGGAAAAAGCCAUGUUUAGGUUGGGAAUAAUUCUCACCACGUGGCGGUGGUCAAAGACUAAGUAAUAAUUUUCCAAUAUAAAUAAAGGAAUUAGCAUAUUACAUAUUACAUAUUCAGCGUUGUUGUUUAUAAUAUAAUAAAAAACGCAAUUAAGAAAAAGAAGAAGAA